AUUUAAUUGCGCUCUCGUUGGGAGAGCGAGUUGUUUAAUGAUGGUGUGAAGUAUUGGUUCAUUAUUAAUCAAUAUCGUAUUUAUUCCUUUGACUAUCGGCAUCCUAUAAAUAUGUGCUAAGAGAAAUAACUAACUAGGAGUUUAGACAUGGUGUGAUAGGAUUUUCACGCAGUUAAUAGAUUCGAUUAUCUUAUCUAUACCUGAAGUACAUUUUUAUCUUUUCGUGUUAGAAUAUAAAAUAAUACACGCAGGUUUUUGUAGGAUAUAGUGCAACUGUUGGCUAAAGCAAUGGAUACACUAAGGUUUUAUUUUGUCACCUGGAAUGUGGCAACCAAAAAUCCAGGGCAAGAUCUGAAUGCCUUAUUGGACUUUCCAUCUCAGUUUAAUAAAAACAAGCCUCUACCAGACUUUUAUGUGAUUGGACUACAAGAAGUGAAGUCUCAACCGCAGAACUUGGUGAUGGACUCACUGUUCACUGACAGUUGGACUUCAGCAUUCAACAAGAUCCUUUGUAGGCAAGGCUACAUCGUCGCCAAAGCCACCAGGCUUCAGGGCAUAUUGUUGAUAGUGUAUACUCAAAUGAAACAUGUCAUUCAUCUGCGGGAUAUUGAAGCACAGUACACAAAAACUGGUCUCGGAGGAAUGUGGGGCAACAAAGGCGCAGUAAGCAUACGGUUCAACAUAUACGGCUGUUCAGUAUGCCUCGUGAAUUCCCACCUGACUGCCCACGAACACCUUCUGGCUGACCGCAUCAACGAUUACAACACUAUUAUAAAACAACACCAGUACCACGUCAAAGAGACUACCAACAUAUUAUACCAUGAUUACGUCAUCUGGUUGGGCGAUCUGAACUUCCGUACGGACCACCCGGCGGGCAGUAGUCCGACGUCAGAAGAAAUUGUGGCGCAACUCCAGAAGAUUGAGAAGGACAAAUACGCGCCAUUGUUGAGUCAUGAUCAGCUGAUUGCUGUCAUGGACUCCGGCGAAGCGUUCUCCGAGUUCACGGAACAUGAUAUCAGGUUUCCCCCGACCUACAAGUUCUCUAUUGGCGGUGAUGAGUAUGAUAUAAGGAGAAAACCAUCAUGGACCGACAGGAUCCUAUACAAAGUGAACGCGAAUAACUAUGAAAACGUCACGCUGAGGGCCGAUGUACUCUCAUAUAAUCACAUACCGCACUACACAGUCAGUGACCACAAGCCAGUGGUCGCGCAAGUCAAUAUUAAGAUUCGAGCUGGAAUCUCCAUGUCUAUCAUAGCCGAGCCACCGCCGAUCCAUUCCAGUAUAAGAAUGAGGUCUCUGAUCAUACCUCCCCAGCUUCCAACCCUCACCGAAGCUAGUAUGAGCUCAAUACCAGAGUCGAAAAUGGACUUGCAAAAGGUGACCACCUUUGGUGCUAUUUUGCCAACUAUGCCUGACUCUCCUACGCAUGAUUCACCUGAUUCGCCUACUAACGAAUUUACUAACGAUAUUGAUGUACCUGAAGGAAAUGUUUCUAUGAAGGUUGCACUUUUUAAUGCCUUAGACGCUGGUACUGUGAAGACUUUUUCCAACUAUACGGAGAAGACAGUGGAGUUUGCUCCAAUCACUCGUAUCUGGUACAUCGGGGAUGCUGACUUUAGGACACAGUGCACACUGUCGCCUGACAUUGAAGUCAACGAUAACGACUGGAUUGGCAUAUACGAUGCCAAUUUCCACAACUUAGACGACUACAUAGCGUACGAAUACUUGGCCAAGGUCAGCAUACCUUCGGGGCCGACCUACUCUGGUCAGCCGAGAACCAUUACACUGAGCUUCCCCCUCGGUAGCGGCGUGAGGACGCCUGGCUUCUAUAGGUUUAUAUACUUCAGUCAGACGAACAAUGAUGUCAGAAGUGUUUUGGGUAUAUCAGAACCUUUCGAGGUAAGCAGCAAAGAGGACAGUUUAGUAGUCAUAGAUCCUUGCGAGCAGGCCGCCGGUAGUUCUUCACCGGGGAGGUCCAAACCUUCAUCUGCUAAUACCGAUAUAUUCACCGACUUCACCGGCCUCGAUGUGGCGAAGCUCUCGCGACACUUCUCCAACGAUCUCAGUAUUGACUGACUAAAGUCUUACCUCCCUGGCUCACCGGCUAACGUGAGGAAGAACAAUAAUGGUGUCUGAUUCUGGUGUUUUUUUAGAGUUAAGUAUAGUGUUCAUGUUCGUGAACUCGUAAACUAGGCUUUUGGCAUGUGACUUGUGAUUUUUUUCGUCGAGAUUGUACAGUCAGCUUUAAAAGUAGCUGAACAUAUCAAAAUUUUCAAAAGUGCUUAGCAACAUAAAGGGUCGUAAUUAUAACAUAAACGCGAAAGUUUACUUAAUAUCCUAAACUUAAAAAAAAAAGAACAAUGUUUAGUAGUUUUGAAAAUUUUGAUUUGUUCAUCUACUUUUGAAGCUGACUGCACGUAGAUCGGCACAAAAUAGUAUUGUUAUGAUAUUGUAGGCCUACGCGAAAUUGUAUCGAUAAAAUUGUAGUUCGUUUUUUGAAAUUAUAUUCCUGGUGUAAACUAAAAAAUGGUAGAAAACAAAUGACCAAUUAUUUGUAUCGAUUUUUAAUACAUCGAUUUUUAUUACGGCCAGUUUCUUCAUCAAAAGUUAAAGUUAAAGUAAUGUCUAAAGUAAAAGUAACGGUCAAAUUCGUUUUUUCAAGGCUAAAGUGGCAGCAAAACUAAUAGAAAAAUUGAAUUUAACCGUUACUUUUACUUUAGACAUUACUUUAGCCAUAACUUUAACUUUAACUUUUGAUGAAGAAACUGGCCGUAAGUGUGGUUAGUAAACUGUAGGACAUGAUAACAUUAUUAUUUUUGGUAUGUGGUAUGUCUAUGUAGUUCUUAUUGUAAGAGCAAUGGUGCCUGCUCUCUAAAACUAAUCAUAUUUAUAUCACAUUUGUUAGCAAUGCCAUGAUUAUCGUUCAAAUAG
Helicoverpa zea (corn earworm) is the source of this 2931-nucleotide messenger RNA. RefSeq names its product inositol polyphosphate 5-phosphatase K-like. The record is from RefSeq and is a predicted model, not a curated record. Gene Ontology annotation, molecular function: phosphatidylinositol-4,5-bisphosphate 5-phosphatase activity. The transcript is spliced from 10 exons. Gene Ontology annotation, cellular component: ruffle; plasma membrane; cytoplasm. Bases 289 to 2076 code for a protein of 595 amino acids. Gene Ontology annotation, biological process: phosphatidylinositol dephosphorylation. NCBI's taxonomy places the organism in Eukaryota, Metazoa, Arthropoda, Insecta, Lepidoptera, Noctuidae.